Brenthis ino (lesser marbled fritillary) is the source of this 3906-nucleotide messenger RNA. Lineage: Eukaryota; Metazoa; Arthropoda; Insecta; Lepidoptera; Nymphalidae. The record is from the annotation of a GenBank genome assembly.
AUGUUUGAAUUAGUGAAACAUAACGAAAGUAUCGUGGAUAGGACAAUGAGGGAGAUAGGGUCGGAUUCGUUCGUGUGUAGGGUCCAGUAUCUGAAUGAUUUAGACCCUUUAAUAGAAAAUAAUGUGAGAGAACCUCCGAGGCCCUUGUAUCACACGUUCAAUACUACGAUUCCACUGUCAUACCAAAUAGCAGCUGUGCAUCGAUUACUGCAAGCACCACACCGGUUGGACGAUGCCACGUUACAAGUGUUUAAGGACGGCGACUACGGACCCUACUUAGAUUUGGACUCAACUCUCGGCGAACAGGAUGAAGAGCUUGAGGGGCUGCAGGACAGAAAAACAAAUCGACUUUUCGAACGGUGUGAAACACAUCCUGUGUACGCGAAUCGUUACUGGACGCUCGAAGAAGAACGAGAUUGUGAUAGUUUCGCAUUCUGCUGCUCUGUGGUCAUGAAUAGAGAGGCGUCGGUGGACUCCGGCUUAGCGGACUCCUGCCAUGACAUAUCAGACACGACCGUUUCCACUUUGGAGUCAGGAGAUGAACUAGAUGAGGAUUUCCAGGACGCGUGCGAUCACUUCGACGACCGCAAAAAUGCCUUGGUACUGCGCACCCAACUAUCGGUACGCGUCCAUGCUAUCAUCGAGAAGCUGUUACACUCUCAAGGGAGAGAGCUCAGACGAGCCCUUUUCACACUCAAACAAAUUCUACAACAAGACAAAGACCUGGUGCAUGAAUUUGUUGCCAACAAGGGACUCGACUGCCUCAUGCAGGUUGCGAACAUGGCUGACCAUAAUUAUCUCGAUUACAUACUAAGAGCACUUGGUCAGAUCUUACUCUACGUCGAUGGGAUGCACGGAGUUAUGAGUCACAAGAGAUGUGUACAGUGGCUGUACUCACUUAUAUCCAGUCGUUUCCGCCAUAUUGUUAAAACAGCCCUAAAAUUACUUCUAGUCUUCGUCGAAUACACUGAUAAGAACUGUCUAAUUCUAAUUGACGCCAUAAACUCUGUGGACAACACCAAUGGCCGCCCACCUUGGUUCAAUGUCAUGAAAAUUCUUCAAGAUUUCGAUGCUUCAGACACCGAACUCCUUAUCUAUGCUACAACAUUAAUAAACAGGUGUCUCAACAACGUGCCGGAUCGUAACACAUACUACGACCAGAUAGACGCUCUCCAGGACCAGGGCAUUGAUGAUAUCAUACAACUGUAUAUGUCCAAACAAGGAACGGACUUAGAUCUGUUGAGGCAGUUACAGAUAUUCGAAGCAGUUCUCUUAUAUGAAGAUGGAGAUGAAACUGGGACGGCUCUUAAGCAACUAGACGAGUCAGUGAUAUCUUCUGUGAGAAGAAGAAGUUUGAACCUGAAGCCAUCAGAACGGCGGAAGUCCAAGAAACAGGAGGUGAAAGAGAAAGCACAGUCACCAGUCAUCAAUGAACCUGAAAAAAUAACCAGCCCUCGACCAUCAUUUCUGCCCUCCAUAAUGGAUGCCAAGGAAAAUAAAGAGUUAAGCUCUGCUCUGAAGCGACGGAGGGAUAGAUACGCCCGACAAGCUCACCAUAUUAUACAGCAGCAGGAACUGCUCAACAACUCCCAUGGCAUCUACAAUGGGCUAUUUGAGAAAAACGAUCAAUGGACGAACAAAACUUAUAACGGCACCUAUAAUGCUGCCAACAAAUACGUCACAAAUGGUACCAACGGUACCAUCACAUACAACACCAAUGAUACAAACGGCCAAGAAGAAGAGAAAUACACGAGAAAAUCUAACCUACCGGACGUUUUGAUGAAUGGAAACCAAAGAUAUACAGCUGGGUUGAAACAAAGAAUGCAAAAUGGGACGUUAGGUCACAGUGUGAACCCAACGGACGCUUUAUCUAUUGUCAGACAGCUAGAUUUUUCAUCCGAUCCUAAAGAUGAUAGGGAGAUAUUAUUGAACCGAGAGCACAGUAUUAAAGACUUAGCUCAGAGGCUCACAAGUGCCGUCAGUCCCACGACUGAGGAAAAACCUUUAAGAGUCUCAGAAAUGGCAGGGAUCGUGUCUAAAGCCAAAGAAGAAUUAGCCAAAUCAAAAUCUAAAGAAAUAAUUAAGAGUCCAACCAUAGAGAAGAGCUCAAAGAUACUCGAAAUAAAAGUAUCUGAGAACGACUUACACUGGGAACAGCUCAAGAAGGGUUGUAAUAACCGCGAAUUCCACUUGUGUGACCUGGACUUUUCUGACUUAAGAUAUGACUCAGAUGACGAAACUGAGUCACCUACCCCUAACUCUGCACCACCCCCUCCCCCUAACUUACCCCCACCACCCCCUAACAUGUUGCCCCCUGUAGGGCUACCCCCUCCACCACCGAACAGCUUCUUUAGCUUACCCAAAAACUUUCCUUCAAUGGCCUCAUCAGAAUCAACCACAGAUGGGAAUUCGACUUUGAAGAAAAAUAAGAAAACAGUUAAAUUAUUCUGGCGUGAAAUACCAGAGAACCCAGUCCCGCCACCGAUCAGGCCGAAAGUUGGUGGAUUUAUUUGGGACGAUCUGCCUGAAGUGAGCCUCGAUACAAACAUGCUGGAACACCUCUUCGAGUCUAGAACUAAUGAUUUAAUUAUUAAGAAGCUAAUGGAACCAAAAAGAAACUUAAUAUUGGACACCAAACGUUCCAACGCGAUAAGUAUUGCCAUGAAAAAGCUUCCGACGCCACAAACUAUAAAAGUAGCUAUAAUGAAAAUGGACGCCACCGUCAUAGGGAGGGAGGGCAUAGAGAAGCUGUUGACGAUGUUGCCGACGCACGAGGAGAAGGUGAAAAUACAAGAGGCACAGUUUGCGAAUCCGGACCUGCCAUUGGGGAGUGCAGAGCAGUUUCUUUUAACUUUGGCAUCAAUCAACGAGCUCUCGUCGCGACUUAAGCUUUGGGUCUUCAAACUAGAUUUUGAUAAUCUUGAGAAAGAGAUAGCAGAACCCCUAAUGGACCUGAAGCAAGGAAUCGAACUGCUUAAAGCCAAUAAGACUUUUAAAGUGAUUCUCUCCACUCUUCGCUCUGUGGGUUCCUUCCUCAACGGGACCCAGGUGAAAGGGUUCAGAUUGGAGUACUUGUCCAAAGUGAUGGAAGUCAAGGACACGGUACACAAACAUCCUCUCCUGUAUCAUAUUUGCGAAAUGAUCAUAGAAAAGUUCCCGGAUACAACGGAUUUCUUUAGCGAAGUGGGUCCAGUGAUCAGAGCGUCCAAAGUAGACUUCGAGGUCUUAAGUUCAAAUCUGCUAAAACUUGAGGCAGAUUGCAAAGCGUCGUGGGACCACAUGAAGCGGGUCGCCAAGCACGACGGCUCGCAGAUGUUCAAAACUAAGAUAAACGAGUUCCUCACGGAUGCUGCGGAGAGGAUCAUUCUUCUCAGCAUCGUUAAGAAGAGGGUGAUGAACAGAUACAUCAAGUUCCUCCUAUACCUUGGAGUGCCAGCGAGUGAUGUGCAGAAGACCAGACCCUCGGAUCUUCUGAAGGUGAUAGCUGAGUUCGCUCUGGAGUACAGGACCACCCGGGAGAGGGUGCUCCAGCAGCUGGAGAAGAGGGCUAACCAUCGGGAACGGAAUAAGACAAGGGGGAAGAUGAUUAUUGAUGUGGGUAACUACGCGUCGAAGGGCGAGCACACUGCCGACAGCGCGCUGAAGGAGCUGCUCAAAAGCGACGCGGACACCGACCUGCUCGCCGACGCGCGCCGCAAGCCCGCCAGGCUGCUCAACGGCGAGCCGUCCGCGGAGGACGAGAUCAUAGAGAGCCUCGUGCGCUCCGCCACCAGCACGCGCCGCGCGCACCGCGACCGCCGCCGCGUGCGACUCGCCGACUCCAAGACCUUUAACAGAACGUUGGACGGACGCCAGUCCUGGCCCUUGAAGCAAAACAACGAAGGGUCCGCGGCGGCCGUACAGCAA